Molecule: messenger RNA, 1816 nt
Organism: Medioppia subpectinata
Lineage: Eukaryota; Metazoa; Arthropoda; Arachnida; Sarcoptiformes; Oppiidae
Source: the annotation of a GenBank genome assembly
ACAAUUAAUGUAAAAUAUAGAAAUUCAAAAUAUAAGUGAAUAACAUUUAAAAACAAACUAAAAAACAGGCGAAUCUUUUACAUACGACCCGUCGAUCAAAGGUCCCAUCAAAAACAGGAGUUGCACUGAUAUCCUCUUCUUAAUUGCUUUCAUCGCUUUUAUCGUCGGUUGGAUAGUAAUUGCUAUUUUGGGCUUUAUUAAUGGAAAUCCCGAACAAUUAAUAUUCCCAACCGAUACAUAUGGUGGCAUAUGUGGGCGCGGAGAGCAUAAAGAUAAGCCUUAUUUAUUUUUCUUCAAUUUGUUGAAAUGCACUAAAAAGCUCGACAAAAAUAUUUUCGACCGAUGCGAUACACCCCAGGUGUGUGUCUCUCACUGUCCGAACCAAACAUUUUCAUUAUUUCAAGUGAGAGAUCUGAGCGCCGAUUAUCAGAAGUCAAUGAUUUGCAAAUAUAACUCAGAGAUUCCGAGAAAUGAUAACUUUCAUCGACUCAUACGAGAAGACAAAUGCGCCGGAAUUUACUUUAAGAGCGAACCGUUUGGCGGCCGAUGUAUACCAUCGCUGCUCUCAAUGUACGGCAAGGAUGUGAUCGACGAGAAGAAUACGGGAAAGAUGUUAAUGGAUAAUAAAAAUGCUGUCAUCGAUUUGGAUAUCAUUAAACAAACAAAUCAAGCUAUUGUUUUACUACUAAACGCGAGAGAAAUCGGCACAAAAAUAAUUCAUGAUUUGGACCAAACUUUUAAAUGGAUUAUCAUGGGUUUGGCGCUGGCAAUGGUCAUAUCGUUUGCAUGGAUUCUGUGUAUGCAAUGGUUCGCUCAAUCCAUGAUCUGGUUCUCUAUAUUAGCGGUUUCAAUACGNUCAGCAAUUGUUGCACAAAAAUAUGAUUUCCGGAAAUCAAUGGACACAGAUUUGGAUUCAUACCUAACAAAUCAAAAGACUUGGUUUGCAUUCACCAUAAUCUGCGCUAUAGUCCUAUUUGUCUUAAUAUUAGUGUUACUAUAUCUGCGAAAGCGGAUUAAAUUAGCCAUUGCUUUGAUCGAAGAAGCGAGUCGGGCCGUCUCUUGUGUCAAAUCGUCGCUAUUCUUUCCCAUUGUUCCCUAUAUAAUGCAAUUAAUGGUAAUUUGUUUUUGGGGUUCAGUGGCUAUUUUGAUAACAGCAUCGGCACGACCUAAAUAUCAUGAUCCGCACACUGGUCAGGAAUGUACUCCUCAUAAUUCGGAUCAGACGAGUAGCUCAACUAAUAAUACACAGAAAUGUAUUUUUGCAAAAUAUUACGAGGACAACGUUAUAUUUGCGGCUCAAGUAUACAAUCUAUUUGGUCUUCUGUGGGGCCUAUUCUUUAUAGUAGGAGUCGGUCAAGUGAGUCUUGCGGGUGCUUUUGCCUCGUAUUACUGGGUAUUCAAAAAACCCGAAGGAGUGCCAUAUUUUGCCGUUUUUGGUGGCUUUUAUCGCUGUUUACGAUAUCAUUCCGGUUCUGUUGCAUUCGGAUCACUACUUAUAGCAACGGUUCGCUUCAUUAGAAUAGUCAUUGAAUAUAUCGAUAAAAAGUGCAAAAAAUAUGCCAAUAAUUUCUUCGCAAAAGCGAUUAUCUGUUGUCGGUGUUUCUUUUGGUUAUUGGAGUCGUUUAUGAAAUUCAUUAAUAAAAACGCAUACAUAAUGAUCGCGAUCUAUGGUAAAGGCUUUUGCACAUCAGCCUCCAAUGGAUUUUACCUCAUAUUUAGAAAUGCCACCAGAGCUGUAGUGUUGGACAAAGUGACAGAUCUAUUGCUAAUAAUAGGCAAACUGACGGUCACAUCGAUGGUUGCCGUCCUAUCUUUC